AUGUCCUGUAUCACAAGCCGCAUCAAGACUUUUCUGUCAGGAUCUUCUUCCCUGUCAAGUUCAGCCAGUCAAUACGACCCUUCAUCUGAAAAGAAUGCACAGUCGUAUCAGCUACAAACUGUAUCACAGAGCGAUGCUACCCCUCCACCUCCACCAUAUUCUUCAACCCCAAGCUGUGAUCAAUCGCUGUCCAAGCCAUUCAUUCUAGAGUUUGAACCGCCAUCACAACAAGGUUACCGAGUGUCCCGACCAUCAGAAAGUAACAGGCAACGCUUCAUCUACCGUCAGAUUACGAGAGAAUAACUCUAUUCUAAACUUUAUACUACUGCUUUUAACAUUUAUGUCUACCGAAAACAUACUCGAAACAAGAUGCAUUUGAUCCGAGUUGCACUUGUGGAUCUAUUGUUAGGAGACAAGGAUAUGGGACGAUAGAGAGUCAGAAACCAACAGUGACAGGUGGAGAGGAGGGG
Messenger RNA from Fusarium graminearum PH-1, 470 nucleotides. RefSeq lists its product as uncharacterized. NCBI's taxonomy places the organism in Eukaryota, Fungi, Ascomycota, Sordariomycetes, Hypocreales, Nectriaceae. The coding region runs from base 1 to 303 and encodes 100 amino acids. The transcript has a single exon. The record is from RefSeq and is a predicted model, not a curated record.